GUGAUGAUGCAGACUUUGCCACAAACGUAUCAAAGUUUAAAGCGAGCCGCCGCUGUUACCGUAAAGACGUUCCGCGCCAAGGACGAUUUCAAAAACAGUUUACCUGCGCGGGACACUGUUUCUACUUCCUCUACGCUGCCUCGCGCGGUGCUCCCAUUGGCUGCUUCCAACAAAAGGGCGGCACCGCUGCGUCCGUUGGGCCCGGCGAUUCGAUGGAACGUACGUCAGUUACCGCCAAUAUCAAUCGGGUGUUUUGAUUAGAUUUAAACCGAUUUUGUGAUAAAUCUUACCCGGACUAAUUCAUUUAACCAUCCGUAAAAUAGUUUAACUCAUUGCUGUCACGCUUUGUCACGUUUAAAAAAAAAAAAAAAAAAUGUUUGUACCCGAUAAAUAUGUUGCACUCAAAAAACGGUGGAAAAUAUCAAGCACAGCGCAUGAAUCUCAAAUCCUGACCCAGAAAUCUCAUUCAAAGGAUGAUGGCUUUGUAGCACCCCAGGUUCUGGUAAAUACUCCAAAGAAAUUAUUUGGUCAGUGUGCAGUGUCAGUGGAGAACCAGACAACUAUGGGGCCCCUCACUACACCUAAAAAAGGAAGGGAAGCAGGAUCUGUUGAUCCCUGGACGCCAACUUCCAACCUUAAAAUGCUCAUCAGUGCCGCUAGCCCUGACAUCAGGAACAGAGAGAAGGAGCUGUGCAUGGACAACGACAGACGGGAAGGCGUCGACUCUACACAGGACACUGAAAAUGGAGAAGAGUCAGAGAAAAUGAUCAGCAGGAAAGAGAAGAGUCUGGGUUUGCUCUGUCAUAAAUUCCUCGCCCGCUACCCAGAUUGUCCGAACCCUGCCCUCAACAACGACAUCUGCCUGGAUGAUGUGGCCACUGAGCUCAAUGUAGAACGCCGGCGCAUCUACGACAUCAUGAAUGUGCUGGAGAGCCUGCACAUGGUGAGCCGCUCAGCCAAGAACCGCUACACAUGGCACGGCCGGACCAAACUGGCUGAGACUCUGGCCAUUUUGAAGCAGGUGGGCGAGGAGCACAGGUACGGCCAGCAGAUGCAGCAGAUCCGGCAGCGUCUCCUGGACAAGGAGUUCGACUUUGACGGGGAGGAGAAGGAGAACGAGGAGGUGGUGGACCUGGAGAGCGGGGAGCAGGGACAGAAGGAGCUCUUCUUUGUGGAGCUUCCAGGAGUAGAGUUCAAAGCAGCCUCUGUUAACAGUCGGAAGGACAAAUCUCUGAGGGUGAUGAGCCAAAAGUUUGUCAUGCUCUUCCUGGUGUCUAAUCCUCGCGUGGUCAGUCUGGACGUGGCCGCCAAGAUCCUGAUCGGAGAGGACCAGGGUGCAGAUCAAGACAAGAACAAGUUUAAGACCAAAGUGCGCCGCCUGUAUGAUAUAGCUAAUGUGCUGCGGAGCCUGAAGCUCAUCGAUAAAGUCCACGUGACAGAAGAGAGGGGGAGGAAACCGGCUUUUGAAUGGGUCGGUCCCCAAGAAUUCCCACAAGUCAAAGACUUGGAGAGCUCCACGUCCGAAUGCCCAUCCAAGAAGAAAAGUGAGUCCCGUGUGCUUGUAGACAACUGUGCCAAAAACCUAUUUUCAUCGCCGGGGGCUAAACGCAGCUUCACCAGGCACCCCUCCCUAAUAAAGCUGGCCAAGAGCAUUCAGGACGACCGUCGCAAGAUCAAUUCCGCCCCCAGCAGUCCUGUCAAGAGUGCCUUCAGUGAUUCAUCAAACACUGACUUUCCAAACAAAAUGGCCCAACUUGCUGCUAUUUGUAAGAUCGAACUUGACCAGGAGUCAGCGACUGGAGCUGAAGAUCUAAAACAUGCUGCUGCUGUGAGGCCAGAGCCGACCUCCUCUGGUUCAAUGGAACUGCCUCAGACACUGUUACUGACUCCAACCCAGGAGCCUGGAGGCAACACUACUGUCCACCUCACCCCCCACCCCCCACUGGCAGCCCUGCCUGCAGGCUCCGUCACAUACAUCCCUGCACAGUGUUCAUCCCUGAUUCCUGUCCUGUUACCUCAGCAGCGGGGGAGCGGACCCUUCGCAGUGUAUUUGCACCCUUCCUCCCCCAGGCCAAACCCUCUGGCCAGGCCGCAGCCGACCAGCCUCGCCGUGCGCUCUAUGACCUUUGAGGACAAGACUGGGCAGAGCCCGACGGGCCAGUAUGCAGCUAAAAGCCAACCGGCUUCAAGGGCGUCAGACGUCAGCCCCUUGGCGCUCAAACGGCUGCGUUCAGGUUCAGCAACAGAGAGCAGCCCCUCCAAAGCCAAGAGGACUGACCCCAACUUUAAGGACACCUCUCCAAAGCUGUGUGAGAUCCUGCAGGCCCGUCUGAAGGCCCGUCGCAGCAGUCAGCUCUCAAGCCGGCCCUCGCCUCGCGCCCUCCACCUGGACCCGGAGUUUGUUAACACCCCCGGCGGUAAUGUAGCCCAUCAGACACUAGAGCAGAGCUUGGAGAACUUCCUGGACAGAGAGGACAAGACGGCGAACUCCGACAGCGAGACGGGAUUAACGCCGGUCAGAGCCGUACCCCUCACGCCAGGACAACUCCACACCGAGACUUUAGUACCAGCCGGAUACCUGAUCCCAAUCUCCCAGCAGUCCCUCAUCAGCUACAGGGAAAUUCAAUGUACAGGGAGAGAAAGCAACAAGGCCUCAACUCCCACUUACAACAUCUACCAAACACCAACUGCAGGUUCCAGACCUGCCACAGCCCAGGAGAUUACACCCACCAGCCUUCGUCUUCACAAACCCGCUGCUACCGCCUCGCCACACACCACUCAGCAGGCCCACCGCCUCCACAGCCCCAGUCCCGCCAUCCUUAACUUCACCCUGCAGAACCUGGGUCUGAUCUCAGGCUCCAGCCCAGGAAACGCCUUUGCUGCCCCCCAGACUCCAGACUGUGCCAACACCCUGCCCAGCCCGCUGCCUCUGCAGCAGAGAGGCAUGGUUUUCAUCAAACCUUUGUCCCCUGUGCCCGUCCAGCAGUCUGUAUCCCCUCGCCCAGUGGCCCUGAUCAGUGUACAACAGCCUCUGAUGACCACCCCCAAAGGGACAGGGCUCCCCCAGCACAGCUUCUUCCACACGCCGGUCCCCCUCUCCCCUCUGGCUGCCAUGGUAACCACCAGUGGACACCUAGCUACCAAAACUGUUUACGUCCCUCAGAGGAAGCUGGACGUCACCACUGAGGACUCCUGAAAUCCCUGAAGGAAACCUCUGAUGUCUGUGUAUAUUAUGUGUUGUGGGUGUCCUUUUUUCUCUGUUUAGCAUUUUACAACACUACUGUGAUGCUGAUAGAAACUGUUUUCCCAGGAAUACAUUUGCAUAGCUUAAUGGGGGAGAAUUAAUUAUCUUUUUUUUGUUGUUGUUUGUUUUAGUUAUUUCCGCUAAUGUGGGUGAUGUAAACACCAAUUAUUUUUUUCAAAUCACCAAGAGUAGAAAAUGUCACAUAAAUGCUAUAAAGGACAAAACAAAUCAGAUGGACAUUUUUGACUGAAAGACCAGUUUGAUUGGGAAAAUUGUUAGUUGAUCAUUUUGUCUCUUAAGUUAAACCUAAUGAGGUGGCUUUUGCACAUAUGUACAUGUUAACCGUUACCCCUGUUAAAAAUGGAAUUGUUAAGAAUAUGUGAAUAUUUGUGAUUCAUUCUAAGACAAAUCAGACAAGUUUAAUUUAUAAGGAAAUUACCUUAAUUUCUGAUGUCCUGCUAAAUGUAAAAUGCCAAUUGAAUUUUAAUACAUUUUUUUGUAAGAACAUCA
This is a messenger RNA of Siniperca chuatsi (mandarin fish), 3754 nucleotides long. It is a transcript of the gene e2f8, whose product is annotated as E2F transcription factor 8. Gene Ontology annotation, molecular function: DNA-binding transcription factor activity, RNA polymerase II-specific; RNA polymerase II cis-regulatory region sequence-specific DNA binding. The transcript is spliced from 14 exons. NCBI's taxonomy places the organism in Eukaryota, Metazoa, Chordata, Actinopteri, Centrarchiformes, Sinipercidae. Gene Ontology annotation, biological process: regulation of transcription by RNA polymerase II. Gene Ontology annotation, cellular component: RNA polymerase II transcription regulator complex. The record is from RefSeq and is a predicted model, not a curated record. The coding region runs from base 374 to 3196 and encodes 940 amino acids.